Messenger RNA from Necator americanus (New World hookworm), 2253 nucleotides. RefSeq lists its product as uncharacterized. Gene Ontology annotation, cellular component: spliceosomal complex; intracellular anatomical structure. Gene Ontology annotation, molecular function: ATP binding; RNA helicase activity; RNA binding. Lineage: Eukaryota; Metazoa; Nematoda; Chromadorea; Rhabditida; Ancylostomatidae. The transcript is spliced from 18 exons. The record is from RefSeq and is a predicted model, not a curated record. Bases 1 to 2253 code for a protein of 750 amino acids.
AUGUCUUCCCGACAUCGCAUCGACUUGGAUGAUGAUCGUAGGCGAGAUCGCGAUCGAGACAGGGACCGAGAAAGGGACAGGAAAUCUCGCAGAUCACGUUCACGGUCUCGCUCACCCCUGAAGAAGGAGCGCGAUCGUUCUAAUUCACCACCUACUAUCAACUACAAUAAUAACGCAGCUGCAGCCGAAGCUAAGAUCAAAACUAAUCCGUACACGAAAAUGCCCUAUAGUAAGAAGUACUGGCAGAUUUGGGAGAAACGGCAUCAGCUUCCCGUUUGGGAAUACAAGGAAAAGUUCAUGGAAAUCCUGCACAACAACCAAUGUAUGACAUUGGUGGGAGAGACGGGUUCCGGAAAAACCACACAGAUUCCCCAGUGGUGUGUAGAAUACGUAAGACAAAGAGCUAUACCUGGCCAAAGAAGAUUAGUAGCUUGUACUCAACCCAGAAGGGUGGCAGCAAUGUCAGUUGCAGCCCGUGUUGCCGACGAAAUGGACGUCCAGUUGGGACAGGAAGUCGGAUAUUCUAUUCGUUUCGAAGACUGCGUCAGUGCGCAAACUAUACUGAAAUAUUGUACGGAUGGUAUGUUGUUGCGUGAAGCGAUGAAUUGUCCGCUUCUGGAUGGAUAUGGUGUCAUAAUCCUUGACGAAGCGCACGAAAGAACAUUAGCCACGGAUAUAUUGAUGGGGUUGAUCAAGGAGAUUGUCAAACAACGUUCCGACAUCAAGAUAGUGAUCAUGUCCGCCACACUGGAUGCUGGAAAAUUCCAGAAUUAUUUCGAAAAUUGUCCGCUUAUGUCCGUUCCAGGGCGUACUUUUCCCGUAGAAAUCUUCUUCACACCAGAACCUGAAAAGGAUUAUUUGGAAGCGGCUAUUAGGACCGUGAUACAAAUUCAUGUUUGCGAAGAGACAGAGGGAGACAUUUUGUUGUUUUUGACUGGCCAGGAAGAAAUCGAGGAGGCUUGUAAACGGAUAAAACGUGAAGUGGACAAUUUGGGUCCACAAGUGGGCACUCUUAAUUGCAUCCCAUUGUAUUCUACUCUUCCACCGAAUCAACAGCAGAGGAUUUUCGAAGCAGCACCGCCUAGUAGACCAGGAGCCAUUGGGAGGAAAUGUGUGGUUUCGACGAAUAUCGCCGAAACAUCGCUUACCAUCGAUGGAGUUGUGUUCGUCAUAGAUCCCGGAUUUUCUAAGCAAAAGGUGUAUAACCCGAGGAUUCGUGUGGAGUCCCUGUUGGUGUGUCCGAUAUCCAAGGCCAGCGCUAUGCAACGUGCUGGUCGUGCCGGUCGUACCAAGCCUGGAAAAUGCUUCCGACUAUAUACCGAGAAAGCCUAUCAAGAGGAAAUGCAGGAGCAAACAUACCCGGAAAUUUUGCGAUCAAACUUAGGAUCAGUUGUGCUGCAACUGAAGAAACUCGGCAUAGAAGAUCUCGUCCAUUUUGAUUUUAUGGAUCCUCCGGCUCCAGAAACCCUUAUGAGAGCCUUAGAACUGCUUAACUAUUUAGCAGCUAUUAACGAUGACGGUGAGCUGACGGAGUUAGGUUCACUGAUGGCAGAAUUCCCCUUGGAUCCGCAGUUAGCUAAAAUGCUCAUCACUUCGACGGAACUGAACUGUUCGAAUGAAAUUUUGUCAAUUACCGCUAUGUUGUCUGUUCCUCAAUGUUUUGUUCGACCGAAUGAGAUGAAGAAAGAGGCGGAUGAGGCGAAAGCCCGUUUUGCCCAUGUCGAUGGGGAUCAUCUAACUCUCUUGAAUGUCUAUCAUGCUUUUAAACAGAACAAUGAAGAUGUGCAGUGGUGCUAUGAUAAUUUUAUCAACUAUCGUACGCUUAAAACAGCAGACACUGUAAGAACACAAUUAGGAAAGAUUAUGGAUAAGUUUAACCUGAGACGGGUUUCUACAGAUUUCAAGUCAAAAGACUAUUAUAUAAACAUCCGGAAAGCUCUAGUUGCUGGAUUUUUCAUGCAGGUGGCUCAUCUUCAAAGAAGUGGACAUUAUAUUACCGUGAAGGAUAACCAACUGGUUAAUCUUCACCCAUCUACGGUACUGGAUCAUAAGCCGGAAUGGGCACUGUACAACGAGUUCGUGUUGACAACGAAGAAUUUCAUAAGGACAGUCACUGAUGUGCGACCGGAAUGGUUGUUAACCAUUGCGCCACAAUACUUCGAUCUGUCGAAUUUCCCUGAAGGUGAUACGAAGCGAAAAUUACAAUAUGUGGAUAACUCGCUGCGAGCUCUACAGAACAGCAAAGGGUAUUAA